AUGAACCCAAGCUUCUUCAACCAACUCGUCAUAGUUACCAUCUGCCUUAUCGAAUUUUCAAGCGGACACUCGUUCAUUUUGGCUAUCGAUGGAGGCAACAGACGGCGAUCCACGGGCUUUGGUACUCGUUUGACAUCCAGAGGAAACCUGGUCCAGAACACAGGUAUCAUCCUUGAAAAAGAAAUCGCGUCAGGGGUUACAACACCCUGCGGAAGGAUAUUCGGAGGCGAUGGUUUAAAACCUUUUGUGAUUGAUGUUGCUCAAGAGUUGGCCUCUGCUGAAGAGGACGGAGUUCCCUCGGCAACCGAAGACGGGUCAAUUUCUAUGAGUGUCUAUGUUCAUAACCCGGAUGGUGGGGGGCCGUAUACCUGCGAGUAUUCAUCUGACGCUACACUGCAGCAACUCCAGCCCAUGACAAUUACGACUCAGAUCGAAGGAGACAAAGGGACGAACCCGGCUGCCAAAGACUUCGCAUAUCCCCUGGUUGCCAACCUACCCAAUGAUGCUAUUUGCCGAGGCGGCAUCGGAGGUGACACGUGUAUCAUGCGCUGCAUUAAUCCAUUGGGUUUUGGCUCUUGCGCCGCCAUCAAGCCAUUUCUACCAAUCAAUCAACCUUCACUCAAUCAGCCACCACCAAAUCAACUUCCACCCAAUCAGCCCGGAGUGCCAAGAAUGGACCCAUUCAAGAGGCGAUCUAUGAUUUUGGAUGGAUUUUCUGAAAAUUGA
Puccinia graminis f. sp. tritici CRL 75-36-700-3 is the source of this 726-nucleotide messenger RNA. RefSeq lists its product as uncharacterized. NCBI's taxonomy places the organism in Eukaryota, Fungi, Basidiomycota, Pucciniomycetes, Pucciniales, Pucciniaceae. The coding region runs from base 1 to 726 and encodes 241 amino acids. The transcript has 3 exons. The record is from RefSeq and is a predicted model, not a curated record.